UGGAGCUGAGAGGGAGGAGGAAGAGGAUGGUGAAGGGGGUCGGGGGCAUCCCACUUUCACAAUGGCUCCGUAAAGUGCGCGACCGCUCCAAACCUCUCCAGCCCACCCCUCCCCGCGGGCCUCUCUCCCCUCCACCCUUCCCCUCCCCUCCCCUCCCCUUCUUCUCCUUCUCCUCCUCCCUUUCCUCCUCCUCCUCCUCCUCCUCCUCCCUCCGAGCGCCAGCGCUGAAAAGAGGAACUCUACGGCUAAGGAGAGAGAGGAGGGAACCAAGGGGGAGCGCGCACGGUUAGUGUUGCUGCUGCCGCUGAAGCUGCCUGCACAGGCUCUCGAGCCGCCGCCGCCGCCGCUUCUCCUCCUCCUCCUCUCCGGCGAGACGCGAGCAUGGGGCGGCCACAGGAGCUGGAACUGGAGCCGCCGCCGCCGCCGCCUCCUCCGCCGCCCCCCGCGCGCACUUGAGUCGUCUCCACCGCCGCCACCGCCCGGGGGCCGCCCAAGCCCCAUGGAGGUCUCCGGGAGGAAGGGGCCAGCGCGCCCCCGCAGCCCGACUGCCCGGCCCCUGCCGCUCCAGCCCCUGCUGCUGCUGCCUCUGGCCGCGCUGCUGCUCGCCCCGCGGGCGCCCGCCCUGGCCGCGCCGGAGGGAGCGCCCCCGUGGCGCUCCGAGCAAGCCAUCGGGGCCCUGGCGGCCAGCCGCAAGGACGGCGUGUUCGUGGCCAGCGGCAGCUGCCUGCACCAGCUGGACCACACGCUCCAGAGGCAGCUCUCCCGCCUGCACCAGGGCCCGGAGCCGGGCAACUGUUCGGAGCCCGUGGCGCUGGCGCCCCCCGCGCGGCCCCGGCCGGCCAGCAGCUUUAGCAAGCUGUUGCUGCCCUACCGCGAGGGGGCGGGCGCCCACAGCCGGUUACUGCUCACCGGCUGGACCUUCAAUCGCGGCGGCUGCGAAGUGCGGCCCCUAGCCAGCCUCAACCUCAGCAAACUGCGGAGCCGCCCCGAGGUGGUGUCGUGCCACCCGCGGGGCUCGACGGCUGGUGUGGUGUACCAGGCACCUGAGGACCAGCGCUGGUACCUGGCGGUGGCGGCCACCUACGUGCUGCCCGAGUCCGAGGCGCUCAGCAAGUGCAACCCUGCGGCGUCGGACCUGGACACGGCCAUCACGCUGCAGGACACGGAGAAGCUGUUCACUGAGGAGGACGGGCUGCUGAAGCUGCAGGCGGGGGCCGGCACCCUGCACUUUGUGGACGCCUUCCUCUGGAACAGCAGCGUCUAUUUCCCUUACUAUCCCUACAACUAUACGAGCGGCGCCGUUCCCCGCGCUACCGCCAUGGCCCGCAUCGCGCAGAGCACCCGGGUGGACUUCCAGGGCCAGGUGACCCUCGACUGUAGCCAGGGCCACCCCGACGGCCGCCGCCUGCUGCUUUCCUCCAGCCUCUUGGAGCCGCUCGGCCUCUGGGCCGGCGUCUUCAGCGCCGCAGUCGGCCGGGACCCUGGAACCCGGCGCUCGCCGGCCACCACGGCGCUCUGCCUCUUCCGGAUGAGCGAGAUCCAGGAGAAAGCGCGGACCUGCAGCUCCGACUUCCAAACCUCGGACAACCAGAACUGUGGGAAAGACACAGAACCAAAUUCGGUCCAACCGAUUGAGUCUUCAACUUUAAUUCAUUCAGAUUUGACAUCUGUUUAUGGUACCGUAGUGCUGAACAGGACAGUUCUCUUCUUGGGAACUGGAGAUGGACAGUUACUCAAGGUUAUUCUUGGUGAAAAUUUGACUUCAAAUUGCCCUGAAGUUAUCUAUGAAAUUAAAGAAGAAACACCUGUUUUCCACAAACUUGUUCCUGACCCAGAGAAUAAUACCUACAUCUACCUAGCAUCUGGGAAAGAGAUCAGAAGAAUCCGUGUGGCAAACUGUAAUAAACAUCAAUUCUGUACAGCAUGUUUAAUGGCCAUGGAUCCGCACUGUGGUUGGUGCCAUUCUCUGCAAAGGUGUACUUUUCAAGAUGAUUGUAAACAAGUAGGCAACACUCAGACCUGGCUGGAUGUUUCAUCGGGAGCCCGAAAGUGUCCUAAGAUCCAGAUCAUGCGAAGCGGUCACUAUCAGACCACUGUGACUGUGUUGGGAGGCUUCUCCACGAAAUAUUCAUGGUGUUCAGUGAAGAAUACAGGGAACAACAGAGAACUUUGCAAGGCUAAAAACCAGCCUCUGGGGACCUGUUCAUGUAAUAUAAAAACCACCAAAACGAUGGACAAAGAUCUCUUAGCUAUCAGUGUAUCCUUCAAUUCUGACUCCUGGAAUUUAACAGAAAAAUUCAAGUUCACCAACUGUUCAUCUUUAAAAGAAUGCUCAGCCUGUGUUGGUGCGACCUGUGCUUGGUGUGAAAAUGAGAAAAAAUGCAUCCAUCCCUUUGCAGCCUGUGACAUCGCAGAUUACAGGAAGAAUCAGAAUGUCUGUCAAGUAUCCCGAAAAUCACCUCCUUCAAGAGGAGGAAGAUUCGAGGCCAAGAAGAAUGCCAAAAUAAACCAGGACUCACAGAUCUUCUCCAUCCAGUCCAUAAUGCCAUCAAAAGUAUCGACCCUGGGGAAAAGUGACAUGAUUGUCACCGGAUUCAACUUUACACAAGCUUCUAACAUCUCCAUGAUCCUCAAAGGAACCAGCACUUGUGACCAAGAUGUAAUACACGUUCAGCAGGUGCUGAAUGACACCCAUAUGAAAUUCUCUCUGCCAUCAAGCCGGAAGGAGAUGAAGGCCGUUUGUAUCCAGUUUGACGAGGGUGACUGCAUUCCCGCUGGGACUCUGUCUUUUGUUGCCUUACCUUGGUGUUCCUUUAUCUUCCCAGCCACCACUUGGGUCAGUGGCGGUCAGAACAUAACCAUCGAGGGCCAGAAUUUUGAUGUAAUUGACAGCUUAAUUAUUUCCCAUGAAGCGAAAGUCGAGUCCACUGUCUCUGAAUAUUGUACGGAGACACAGUGCUACUUUUUGGCUCCAAGUUUAAAGUCUUCCAAAGGCCGUCCAAAAGUUAGUGUGAAAAUGAAGGUACAGGAUGUUCUCUUAGACUGCCGCACUUUGCAGUAUCUCGAUGACCCCAUAUUUACUGGGUAUCGGGUAGAAUUCGAGGGUGAUCAUGAAUUGGACGUAAAAAUCCAAAAAGAAAAUGACAACUUCAACAUUUCUAGGAAGGACAUUGAGAUGACUCUUUUCUAUGGGGAAAAUGAUCAGCUCAAUUGCAGCUUUGAAAAUAUUACCAGGAGUCAGGAUCUUACCACUGUCCUUUGCAAAAUUAAAGGGUUUAAAGUCACAAAUGACAUCAUCGCAUCAUCUAAGAAAGUUCGGGUCAAACUGGGAUACCUGGAGCUCGGUGUUGAACAGGAGUCUGUCCCAUCUACUUGGUAUUUUCUCAUCGUCCUCCCUGUCCUCUUAGUAACUGUAAUUUUUGUUGCAGUUAUUGUCACCAGGUACAAAUCCAAGGAACUGAGUCGCAAACAGAGCCAACAGCUGGAACUCCUGGAAAGCGAGCUCCGGAAAGAGAUCCGUGAUGGAUUUGCUGAGCUGCAGAUGGAUAAAUUGGAUGUGGUAGAUAGCUUUGGCACGGUUCCCUUCCUGGACUACAAACACUUUGCUCUGAGAACUUUCUUCCCUGAGUCAGGUGGCUUCACCCACAUCUUCACUGAAGACAUGCAUAGCCGGGACCCGGGGGACAAGAAUGAAAGCCUCAAUGCUUUAGACGCAUUAAUCUGCAACAAAAGUUUCCUUGUUACCGUCAUUCAUACUCUUGAAAAACAGAAGAGUUUUUCUGUGAAAGACAGGUGUUUGUUUGCUUCCUUCUUGACCAUCGCCCUCCAGACCAAGCUUGUCUACCUGACCAGCAUCCUGGAGGUCUUGACCCGGGACUUGAUGGAACAGUCCAGUAACAUGCAGCCCAAGUUGAUGCUCCGAAGAACCGAGUCUGUUGUGGAAAAACUCCUCACAAAUUGGAUGUCUGUUUGCCUCUCUGGCUUUCUUCGGGAGACUGUUGGCGAACCCUUCUAUUUGCUCGUGACUACCCUAAACCAGAAAAUCAACAAAGGUCCAGUGGACGUCAUAACUUCCAAAGCCCUCUACACCCUUAAUGAGGAUUGGCUCCUGUGGCAAGUGCCCGAAUUCACUACUGUGGCACUCAAUGCUGUGUUUGAAAAAAUCCCAGAGAAUGAGAGCGCUGAUGUCUGUCGAAGUAUUGCCGUCAACGUCCUAGACUGCGAUACUAUAGGACAAGCCAAGGAGAAGAUCUUUCAAGCAUUUUUAAGCAAGAACGGCUCUCUCUAUGGGCUCCAGCUCAAUGAAAUUGGCCUGGAGCUUCAGCUGGGCACACGGCAAAAAGAACUUUUGGACAUAGAUAGCUCUUCUGUGAUUCUGGAGGAUGGAAUAACUAAACUAAAUACCAUCGGCCAUUAUGAGAUUUCAAAUGGAUCUACCAUCAGUGUCUUCAAGAAGCUCUCAAAUUUUACAUCAGAUGUGGAAUACUCCGAACAUCACUGUCAUUUGAUUUUACCAGACUCGGAAGCUUUCCAAGAUGUCCAAGGCAAGAGACACCGAGGGAAGCACAAGUUUAAAGUAAAGGAAAUGUAUUUAACAAAGCUGCUGUCAACCAAGGUGGCCAUUCACUCUGUCUUGGAAAAGCUUUUCCGAAGCAUCUGGAGUUUGCCCAACAGCAAAGCCCCGUUUGCCAUCAAAUACUUCUUUGAUUUUUUGGAUGCCCAGGCUGAGAAUAAAAAAAUCACAGAUCCCGACGUCGUCCAUAUUUGGAAAACAAACAGCCUUCCUCUGCGUUUCUGGGUCAACAUCCUGAAGAACCCUCAGUUCGUCUUUGAUAUUAAGAAGACGCCACACAUAGACAGCUGUUUGUCAGUAAUUGCCCAGGCUUUCAUGGAUGCAUUUUCUCUUGCGGAACAACAACUGGGGAAGGAGGCGCCAACUAAUAAACUUCUUUAUGCCAAGGAUAUUCCAAACUAUAAAGAGGAAGUGAAAGCUUAUUAUAAAGCAAUCAGGGAUUUGCCUCCAUUGUCGUCUUUGGAAAUGGAAGAAUUUUUAACUCAGGAAUCUAAGAAACACGAAAAUGAAUUUAACGAAGAAGUGGCCUUGACAGAAAUCUACAAAUACAUCGUAAAAUAUUUUGAUGAGAUUCUAAAUAAACUAGAAAGAGAACGAGGGCUAGAAGAUGCCCAGAAGCAGCUUUUACACAUCAAAGUCCUAUUUGACGAGAAGAAGAAAUGCAAGUGGGUGUGAACAGCACGCCGCGGCCUGGCCUAAGAUGGUGAAAUUCUUCCCGACAGCUUGGAACAAAAUGGUGGCUCAAGCUACGUUGGCGCCUUUAAAAUUAAAAAAAAAAAAAGUUUGCACAUAGAUUCCACUUUGAAGAGCGAGUCUUUCGUAGGAGACUAAGGCACAACUUUUAGAGAAGCUGACCAGCCAUUGUGCCUGUUGUAAAUACUGUGGAGACCCUUAUGUAAAUAUCGAUGUCGUGGUGGUUGUCGCCAGCCUCCUCGUUUACAGAGAAUACAGGGCCAGUACGCAAGUGUCAGUAUUACCGUAACUACCGUUUCCACUUAAGCACAAUGAUCCAAGUGGUUUUGUCUCAGAACGACAGCUAUGUAGCACUUGUGACGACACUGGAGGAGGACGCUGCCGCCCCAGACACCGAAUGGGAAGCGUGGAGGGGCUUCCCGUCCACGGCGCGGGCUUGCCGUGUCGCCCGUCCCCAGUAGUUCUUGGAAAAGGUGACUGCAAAAUGUGGUGGUGUGUACACUUAGCAUUUGUGUGUGUGUUUUUUAAACCAAAAACUUAACAGUGUGGCAACAUUGUUGAAAGGGCUCGUGUUUUUUCGGUAGUCACCAAAUGCAUUCCAUCCAGCUCACCUGUGUUUCACCAGUGGCCUAAAGCAAGCGCAUCAGUCUGUCCGGAGGCAGCAGCCACUUGCCGGGGUGCUGCGCUCCUGCCUUGUGUUACAUACUCGUUUUUUUAUUCAAAAGGACCAUGCGGGUACUUGACGGUAACCCAUGUCUUUGCUGGUAACUUCGUGUAUUUUUUUAAAACCUUUCUCAUUGGCAUUUAUUGUUUCUGUGCACAAACAGCACCAGAAUUCAGGCAGAGCUCUCCUGGGUAGAGUGCCUCAUGUGUCUGUCUGUCUGCCUGCCUGUCUGUCUUGCCAUCUCUCGCCAUAUCCUCCUUGCUUUAGGUCUCAGGUGAAAUCAAUGGGUAUUAACACCUGUAAGUGUGUGGUAAGAUGAUGAUACGUUUUUACAUUACAUUACGUGAAAUUGCUGUACACACUGGAGUAUUAUAUCUAUAUAAAAGGCCUGAGGCCUGAAAGGUAUUAGUAUACAGCUUGGUAUCUUUGUCUUAUUAUGUAUUUUUUAAAAGUAUUCCUCAAAGGAGAAAGUCCAAAAAAAAAAUACCCAUUUUCAUUCAUGCCUUCUUCGUUCAAAUGGUCCCUUUCUAGUGAUACUGUAAUCUUUUAUUGCUGGUUUUGUAUCUUGGAUUUUUGCUGCUCAUGACCAAGUUCAAUACCACUGUGUUUCCCUACUAGUAUAGCAGAAGAAAUGAACUGUCAUCACUGUCAACCUUCCUUGUGGCACCUCGCCCUCCUGGCUGAGGUUCAGAAUUCCCAGUUCCAGCCUAGGAAUCCCCCUCCAAGUCAAUGAUCCCAUGCCCCUUUCAGAAGCACUUGCCAACACUGUAGUUAACAUCAGGUUUAAAAUGUGCAUUUUGUCUUAGAUGAAUGCAAGUGUCUCUCCUCCCACUCAACAUCUGGUGGACUGAGAAGGGUCAAACGCCCAAACAAAGAGCAAGGAGAAUAGUAAAUGCCCUAAAUAGCCACUUUUCCUGGUUCCCAUAGCUUUUGACCAUUGCCUGUCCUGUGGACACACCUCAAAGAUACUACCAAAAAGUCUCCCCCCUAGGUGUAAAAGGUGAGAGGACUGGUCCCAAAAUAAAGCUGCUACCAUUUUGAAAGAAAGAUGGCAGAAUUCUUGAAAGAAAGAGUAGGUAUGGCAAUCAAUGGUAGAAGAGAGAGUUGCCCAAAAGAUGCUCCUUCUUUAGGGUGCUGAAGACGACUACUAAAAUGGUGAGAAAAGCUGUGGCUUUAUCAUAGUAUUUUCUGAAUAAUACUUUUUAGGGUUCCCCCCCUCCCCCUCAAGCCCUUUGGCACACAAGUAUUUCAAGGGUUGAGUUACCAGCUAGCUCUUCCAGCGACUGUGCUGGUGGGAACUUUGGGCAAAUUGUUUUACCUCUUUGUGCCUCAAUUUCUGGAAAAUCUUUCUAAGCUACCUCACAGAGGUGGUAUGAAGACUCACUGAUGUUUGUAGAGUGCUCGUUGAUUCUCCCAUGGACAGCACGAGAUCUAGAGCAGCAUUUUGGAGCACACUAGCCCGAGGCAGUGAAUGGCCUGAUCAAACGUGCUGAAGACAAUCAGUAACUGAGUCCAUAUUAAACAGCAGCCAGAAAACCAACUGUCAAACAAUUUCUAUUGUUAACUUUAUUUUCUGAUUUGGGGUGAAGGUCAGUUUCUUUAUAAGCUUUUUUUUUUUCCUAACACUAGUGUCUACAGCAGCAUUUUAUGAUUAAUUCUGUUACUUUUUCAGUAUUAGGAUUUAAAAUCAAUUUCUUGUAUACAUGAUUGAAGCUGUUCUUGGAGAUGAAUGUUUUAAAUGUGUAUAUCCAAAAUAAACACUUUGAUGUAUCAAA
Monodelphis domestica (gray short-tailed opossum) is the source of this 7705-nucleotide messenger RNA. It is a transcript of the gene PLXNC1, whose product is annotated as plexin C1. The record is from RefSeq and is a predicted model, not a curated record. Gene Ontology annotation, cellular component: semaphorin receptor complex; plasma membrane. Gene Ontology annotation, biological process: negative regulation of cell adhesion; regulation of cell migration; positive regulation of axonogenesis. Lineage: Eukaryota; Metazoa; Chordata; Mammalia; Didelphimorphia; Didelphidae. Gene Ontology annotation, molecular function: semaphorin receptor activity; protein binding.